CGUCCCCCUGGCCUGCGGUCUGGUCAAGUGAUGCAAGCCCCCUCCUCCAGCCUGCUCGCAGGGCGGCCUGGGAACGGCGCCAUCUCCACCCCCUGGAUAUAAACAGGGCCUCGGUGGCCCGGCCGGGAAGCGGCUGCCUUGUCCUGGGACUGAGUGGAAGGGUUUGCAGAAGUGAGUGCCGCGGUCAGAGAUGGGUCCUGCUGGCGUGACCCUGAGAGCCACCGUCCUCUGCCUCGCGGCCUGGGCCGGCCUGGCCACCGGGGACCGGGUGUACAUACACCCCUUCCACCUCCUCGUCUACAGCAAGAGCAGCUGCGAGCAGCUGGAGAAGUCCACCGCGGAGACCCUCAAAGAGCCGACCUUCACUCCCGCCCCGAUUCAGGCCCAGACGGCCCCGGUGGACGAGGGAGCCCUGCGCCAGCAGCUGGUGCUGGCCGCCGAGGGGCUUGAGGCUGAUGACAAGCUGAGGGCCGCCACGGUGGGGAUGCUGGCCAACUUCCUGGGCUUCCGCAUGUACAAGACGCUCAGCGAGCCGGGGAGCGCCACCGGCGGGGCCCUCGUGCUAUCCCCGACGGCCGUCUUCGGCACCCUGGCCUCUUUCUACCUGGGCGCCUCGGACCCCACUGCCCACGAGCUGCAGGCGCUCCUGGGCGUCCCCGGGGAGGACCGGGGCUGCACGUCCCGGCUGGACGGGCACAAGGUCCUCUCCGCCCUGCGGGCCACCCAGGGCCUGCUGGUGGCCCAGGGCGGGGCGGCCGGCCGGGCCCGGCUGCUGCUGUCCACGGUGGUCGGGCUGUUCACGGCCCCGGGCGUGCGCCUGAAGCAGCCCUUCGUGCAGGGCCUGGCUCUCUUCGCCCCCGUCGUGCUCCCGCGCUCUCUGGACCUCUCUGCCGACCCGGAGCUCGCCGCUGAGGAAAUGGACAGGUUCCUGCAGGCGGUGACGGGCUGGGGGACCACAGCCCGGCGGGGGGUCGCAGCAGACAGCACCCUGGUUUUCAACACCCACGUCCACUUCCGAGGGAAGAUGAAGGGCUUCUCCCUGCUGCCCGGGCUCCAGGAGUUCUGGGUGGACAACAGCACCUCGGUGUCUGUCCCCAUGCUCUCCGGCACGGGCACCUUCCAGCACUGGAGCGAUGCCCAGAACAACUUCUCGGUGACUCGCGUGCCCUUCGGCGACAGCGCCUGCCUGCUGCUGGUGCAGCCUCACUGCAGCGCCCACCUGGACGUGGUCGAGGCCCUCGUGUUCCAGCAUGACUUCUCCAGCUGGAUGAAGCUCCUGUCCCCCCGGGCCAUGCGUGUGACGGUGCCCCAGCUGGCGCUGCGCGGCUCCUACGACCUGCAGGACCUGCUGGCCCAGGCCAAGCUGCCCACGCUGCUGGGGGCCAAGGCGAACCUGGGCAGAAUCAGUGGUGCCGACAUCAGGGUGGGAAAGGUGGGGAACAGCGUCCUGUUUGAACUCCAAGCAGACGACGGAGAGCAGCCCACGGAGUCUGCCCAGCGGCCCGGCGGGCCCGAGGCCUUGGAGGUGACCCUGAGCAGCCCGUUCCUGUUUGCCGUGUACGAGCGCCACGCCACCGCCCUGCACUUCCUGGGCCGCGUGACCCACCCGCUGAGCGUGGCCUGAGGCCAGGCCCGGGAGGGGGGCCCUGCAGGGCCUCUGUCCUCGCCACCGGGGCACAGCCAGCGAUUUGUCCAGUCUCCCACCUUCCUCUCUACCGCGUCUACGCCGAGCUGGAGAGCAGCCGUCUGUGCUUGGUGACGGUGGGGCCGGGCAGAGCGAGAGAGGAAUCCUGGCAGCACAAACAGCCUCCCGGGUGGUUGGGUUCAAUUUGGAGGAUGGGGGUGGGGACCAGGAACUGGAGCUUCGCACAGAACUAUUGUUCCAGAAGGAUUUUGGUCCAACCGACUUGUUUGUGAAACCAAAAAGUGUUCCCUUUUUAGCUGAGAAGAGAAAUUGGAUUUUAAUAUUAAAAUACACAUUUUUUUUCAUUGCUUUUGUUUGUAUUUAGCUUAAUGAACGUGAGACUAUGACCUUCAUGCAGUUUCCAAUGCUUUAGUUUUGUUUUCAUAGAUAUUUGUGAUUUUUCAACAACACAUUACGAAAGAUGCAAACGUCUGAAUUUACGUUAGAAUGUGAAACCGUGGCUGGUUAUCCCUCCUUUGUGUUAAUAAUAAAUGUUUUGCAACAAUAA
Lemur catta (Ring-tailed lemur) is the source of this 2192-nucleotide messenger RNA. RefSeq names its product angiotensinogen (gene AGT). Gene Ontology annotation, biological process: regulation of systemic arterial blood pressure by renin-angiotensin. Gene Ontology annotation, molecular function: serine-type endopeptidase inhibitor activity. The record is from RefSeq and is a predicted model, not a curated record. Lineage: Eukaryota; Metazoa; Chordata; Mammalia; Primates; Lemuridae.